Messenger RNA from Pelagomonas calceolata, 615 nucleotides. The record is from the annotation of a GenBank genome assembly. Lineage: Eukaryota; Pelagophyceae; Pelagomonadales; Pelagomonadaceae.
CCCGUCGCGGCCGGGACGGCCGCCCGCGAAACCGCCCCGCGCCACCCAGGCCCCGGCGCCGCCGCCGGCCGACCAGUCGGCCGAGGCCGCGGCGGCGCUGCUCUCCGCACUCCUCACGCCGCGGACGCUCGCGGACAUGACCGACGGCGCGUCGCGGCCGCCGAGCCCCUUCGCCGAGUUCGCCUACAAGGACGGCGCCGCCUUCGCCGUCGACGACGACGACGACGACGAGUCCCUGCGCUCGCUCACGCCCGUGUCGCCCGCGUCGCCCUUCUCGGCGUCGCCCGCGUGCCGGCCCGCCGCGGCGCGGCCGCCGCCGCGGCCGGCCUCCCUCAUCAAGCGCAAGGCGUCGCCGCUCGAGGUCCUGGCCGCGUACGCGCCGCCGGCCGCGCCGCUGCCGCCCUGCCCGGCGCUCGAGCCCGCCUGCCUGCCGGGCUCGCGCACGCUCGCGCCGGCGUCGCCCGUGCCGCUCGAGCCGACCGAGUUCGACCUGCCCGUCCCGCGCGACGGCGCCGUGCGCAAGCGCCACGUCGAUUUCCUCAUGGACGUCUUCCCCGAGCCGGCGCCGGCGCCGCGCUUCGUCGAGUCGCCGGUGUGCGUCGCCCGCUGGCUCUG